Molecule: messenger RNA, 1308 nt
Organism: Acanthosepion pharaonis
Lineage: Eukaryota; Metazoa; Mollusca; Cephalopoda; Sepiida; Sepiidae
Source: the annotation of a GenBank genome assembly
AUGGAGGAGGUGAAAUUGGCGGAGAGGAUGAAGAAGAUCAAGAUGGGUGAGAAAGAUGGAGGAGGUGAAAUUGGCGGAGAGGAUGAAGAAGGAGAUCAAGAUGGGACGAGCCAUCUCACUGAAGCAGACGAUAAACGCAUUCCUCCUCUAUCUUCCCUUUCUUUCUUUCUUUCUUUCUUUCUUUCUUUCUUUCUUUCUUUCCCUAAAAAAAUCGAUUUUUCUUUCUCCUUUCCUAUUUCUUUCUUUCAAUUUCUUAAUCGAACUAUUUAUCUAUAUCUAUUAAUCUCUCUCUAUCUAUCUAUCAAUCUAUCUAUCUAUCUGUCGGUCUUUCAAUGUCAAUCGCUUUGUGCCAAUCUCUCUCUCUCUCUCUCCCUCUUUCUCUUUCUACCUCUGUUGAUAUCUCUAUAUCAAUAUGUCGACUCUUAUCUAUCUAUCUAUCUAUCUAUCUAUCUAUCUAUCUAUCUAUCUAUCUAUCUCAGACUGCUUUCUACCACUCCCGCGUUUCUUUCUUUGUUUUUUUUUUUUUCGUUUUUGUCGUUUGACUCUUUUUCUUGUUUUCUCUUUUUCUUUUUACGUUCCUUUUUUCCUUCCUUCCUUGAUUUUUUCCUUCCUUCCUACCUUUCCUUCCUUCAUUCCUUCCUUCCUUCCUUCCUUCUUUCCUUCCCUUCCUUUCUUCCUUCCUUCCUACCUUUCCUUCCUUCCUUCUUUUUUCCUUCCUUCCUUCCUUCCUUCCUUCCUUCCUUCCUUCCUUCCUUCCUUUCCUUCUUUCCUUCCUUCCUUCCUUCCUUCCUUCCUUCCUUCCUUCCCUUUCCUUCUUUCAUUCCUUCAUUCCUUCCUUCCUUCAUUCCUUCCUUUCCUUCUUCUUUCCUCCCCUUCCUUCCUUCCUUCCUUCCUUCCUUCCUUCCUUCCUUCCUUCCUUCCUUCCUUUCUUUCUUUCUUUCUUUCUUUCUUUAUCUUUUCUUUCUUUCUUUUCAUAAACUCUAUCUUCUCUAUUUUUCUUUAUUUUCUCUAUUUUUCUUUCUCAUUUUCACUCACUCUCUUUGGCCAUCUUUUCCCCUCCCUGUAAUACGUUUUACUCUUCAUAUACCCUACUCUCUCUUAUUCCCUUUUCCUCUCUCAGCCACACAUUUUUCUAUCAUCCUCUUACCUUUUCACCUUUUUUUCCUCAAUAAUUAUUCCUCUAGCAGCGCUGUUCUUUCUUUCUUUCUUUCUUUCUUUCUUUCUUUCUUUCUUUCUCCUGUUCAACUUAUGGUCGCCAUUUUCUCUUUCAAAGUAAAUAUGUCAGCCGAGCAGAGGAAGGAGAAUUAG